This is a messenger RNA of Eptesicus fuscus (big brown bat), 6436 nucleotides long. RefSeq names its product BMP2 inducible kinase (gene BMP2K). Gene Ontology annotation, biological process: protein phosphorylation. The record is from RefSeq and is a predicted model, not a curated record. The coding region runs from base 246 to 3641 and encodes 1131 amino acids. NCBI's taxonomy places the organism in Eukaryota, Metazoa, Chordata, Mammalia, Chiroptera, Vespertilionidae. The transcript has 16 exons. Gene Ontology annotation, molecular function: ATP binding; protein kinase activity.
CUCGGGCCCGCCCCCAGCGCCCCGCCCCGUCCCCGCCCUCCCCGCCCCGCCGCCCUCUGCGGGAGCCCGGCAGCUGCAGCGGAGCUGGGAGCGGGCGGUGGGCUGGGCAGUGCGCUCUGGCGCGCGGCAUGUGAGGCUCGCGGGCCGCAGCGCGCUCGGACGCUCGGGGGCCGCCGACCCCUCGCGGACGCUUGGAACUCGCCCUCGCGCGCGCGCGCCCCGCGCCCCGCAGCGCCGGCGGGACCAUGAAGAAGUUCUCUCGAAUGCCCAAGUCGGAGGGCGGCGGCGGCGGCGGCGGCGGCGGAGCGGCGGGCGGCGGGGCCGGCGGGGCCGGGGCCGCCUCUGGCUCCGGUGGCUCGUCCGUCGGGGUCCGGGUGUUCGCCGUCGGCCGCUACCAGGUCACCCUGGAGGAGUCGCUAGCGGAAGGUGGAUUCUCCACAGUUUUCCUGGUGCGGACUCAUGGUGGAAUCCGCCAUGCAUUGAAGCGAAUGUAUGUCAAUAACUUGCCUGACCUCAACAUUUGUAAAAGGGAAAUUAAAAUUAUGAAAGAGCUAUCUGGUCACAAAAAUAUUGUGGGUUAUUUGGAUUGUGCCAUUAAUUCAAUUAGCGAUAAUGUAUGGGAAGUACUUAUCUUAAUGGAAUAUUGCCGAGCUGGGCAGGUAGUGAAUCAGAUGAAUAAGAAGCUGCAGACAGGUUUUACGGAACCAGAAGUGUUACAGAUAUUCUGUGAUACCUGUGAAGCUGUUGCGAGGUUGCAUCAGUGUAAGACUCCAAUAAUUCACCGGGAUCUGAAGGUAGAAAAUAUUUUGUUGAAUGAUGGUGGAAACUAUGUACUUUGUGACUUUGGCAGUGCCACUAAUAAAUUUCUUAAUCCUCAAAAAGAUGGAGUGAAUAUAGUAGAAGAAGAAAUUAAAAAGUAUACAACCCUGUCAUACAGAGCCCCUGAAAUGAUCAACCUUUAUGGAGGGAAACCCAUCACCACCAAGGCUGAUAUCUGGGCACUGGGAUGUUUACUGUAUAAACUUUGUUUCUUCACUCUUCCUUUUGGUGAGAGUCAGGUUGCUAUCUGUGAUGGCAGCUUUACCAUCCCAGACAAUUCACGUUACUCCCAUAACAUCCAUUGCUUAAUAAGAUUCAUGCUUGAACCAGAUCCAGAGCGUAGACCUGAUAUAUUUCAAGUGUCCUAUUUUGCAUUUAAAUUUGCCAAAAAGGACUGCCCCAUCUCCAAUAUCAAUAAUUCUUCUAUACCUUCAGCUCUUCCUGAACCCAUGACUGCUAGUGAAGCAGCUUCUAGAAAAAGCCAAAUAAAAGCGAGAAUAACAGAUACCAUUGGACCAACAGAAACCUCAAUUGCACCAAGACAAAGACCAAAGGCCAACUCUACUACUGCCACCCCCAGUGUGCUGACCAUUCAGAGUUCAGCUACACCUGUUAAAGUCCCUGUGCUUGGGGAAUUCAGUAACCACAGAUCAAAAGGAGCACUGAGACCUGGAGUCAGCCCUGAUAUUUUAUUGGGUCAGGGGCCCCCUCAGCAGCCUCCACAGCAAAACAGAGUACUUCAGCAACUACAGCAGGGAGAUUGGAGACUGCAGCAACUUCAUUUACAGCCUCGCCAUCCUCAACAGCAGCAGCAGGAUGCUUAUAUGCAGCAGUAUCAACAUGCAAUGCAGCAGCAACAGAUACUGCAGCAACAGUUUUUAAUGCACUCAGUAUAUCAGCCACAGCCUUCUGUACCACAGUAUCCUGCAAUGGUGCAGCGGUAUCAGCAGGCUUUCUUGCAGCAGCAAAUGCUAGCUCAACAUCAGCAGUCUCAACAACAGGUGUCAUCUGAGUAUCUUACCUCCCCUCAAGAGUUCUCACCGGCCUUAGUUUCCUAUACUCCAUCUCUCCCAGCUCAGGUUGGAACCAUAAUGGACUCCUCUUAUAGUGCCAAUAGGUCAGUUGUUGAAAAAGAGGCAGUUGCAAAUAUUACAAAUCAGAAGAACUUCAGUAACCCACCUGAUAUGUCAGGGUGGAAUCCUUUCGGAGAGGAUAAUUUCUCCAAAUUAACAGAAGAAGAACUGUUGGACAGAGAAUUUGACCUUCUAAGAUCAAAUAGGCUCGAGGAGAGAGCAUCCUCAGAUAAGAAUGUAGAACUACUUUCUGCUCCACAUAACCAUCCUCCAGAAGAUCCUUUUGGUUCUGUUCCUUUCAUUUCUCACUCAGGUUCUCCUGAAAAGAAAAUCGAACAUUCAUCCACGAAUCAAGAAAAUACCCCUGCAAGCCCUAUGAAGAGUAGAAAGACAAGUCCAGUGUCUAAAGACCACCGGGCUGGAAAGAAAACCUCAGAGAAUUCAUCCGUACAGGGUCAGGUGCAGAAGGGAAAUGACGAAUCUGAAAGCGAUUUUGAAUCAGAUCCCCCUUCUCCUAAGAGCAGUGAAGAGGAAGAGCAAGAGGAUGAAGAAGUUCUUCAGGGAGGACAAGAUUUCAACGAUGAUGACACUGAACCGGAAAAUCUGGGUCAUAGGCCUCUCCUCAUGGACUCUGAGGAUGAGGAAGAGGAAGAGAAACACAGCUCUGAUUCUGAUGAUGAACAGGCCAAAGUCAAGUACAGUGCUGGGAGCCCUGCCUACAGAGACAAACCCGGCAGGGGACCAAUCCAAGACCCGAAGGCAGCACUCCCCAGCUCACCCCAAGUGCCCUCUAAUGCAGGAGUGAAGACUCCCAAACAGGAGUUUGAUGUGUUUGGCGCUGUCCCCUUCUUUGCAGUGCGUGCUCAACAGCCCCAACAAGGAGAGAGUGAGAAGAGCCCCCCUCAGCAGCCCUAUUUUCCUGCUGUGGGACUGGAGCAGGAAGAAUUUGAUGUAUUCACGAAGGCCCCCUUUGGCAAGAAGGUGAACGUCCAAGACGGUCGUGCAGCGGGGCCCGAAGCACAGACGCUCCCUGGUUGUCCCAAAAGUGUAGAUGUAUUUGGCUCUACUCCGUUUCAUCCCUUCCCCACAUCCACAGGUAAAAGUGACAGCCACGAGGACCUUUUUGGCCUCGUGCCCUUUGAGGAAAUAACUGGGAGUCAGCAGCAAAAAGUCAAACAGCGUAGCUUACAGAAACUGUCUUCUCGCCAAAGGCGCACGAAGCAGGAUUUGUCCAAAAGUAACGGGAAGCGGCACCACGGCACGCCCACCAGCACGAAGAAGACGGUGAAGCCCACCUACCGCACUCCAGAGAGGGCCCGCAGGCACAAAAAGGUGGGCCGCCGGGACUCGCAGAGCAGCAACGAGUUUCUAACCAUCUCAGACUCCAAGGAGAACAUUAGUGUUGCGCUGACGGAUGGGAAAGACAGGGGGAAUGUCCUGCCUCCCGAGGAGAGUCUGUUGGACCCGUUUGGGGCCAAGCCCUUCCAUCCCCCAGAUGUGCCAUGGCACCCUUCCCACCAGGGCCUGGGCGACAUCUGCGCUGACCACAACCCUGUGCUGCCUGGGUGGCCAAGACCCAACUCACUCCAUGGGUCCUUUCAUAGUGCAGAGGCAUUGAAAAUGGAUGACUUUGGUGCCGUGCCCUUUACAGAACUUGUGGUGCAGAGCAUCCCUUCACCUCAGGCCCAACAGCCCCAGUCCAUCGAAUUAGACCCAUUUGGUGCUGCUCCAUUUCCUUCUAAACAGUAGAGACUUCUGAUAGACUCUUGGUGUUAACCCGUUUCAAAAAAGGAUGAAUAGUUUUAUGAAUUUGAGAGAAAAUUUAUUUGUAUAGUUUUUUUGUUUUUGUUUUUUUUUUCUAAAUUAAGGUCAGGAGCUGUUUGCACCUAAGGCAACCAAGAACUGCUUAAUUAUAUCAAUGGUGGUUUGAGGCUCAGAAGAUUCUAUUGCUGCGCUAAUGUCUUGAUCAGUUAUGCGGUAGGCAGCUUUUAUUCCUUCAGCAUCUUUGUUAUCAGGAAUGCGUUUCUUUAUUGGUGGUUUAGACAACACAGCAUCCAUCUCCUACUCAGGUAAAUGUGAGAGCUGUUCCUUAUUGGACUUAUAGUCUGAAAGUAGGGUCAGCUUUCCUCUUGUGAGUGUUUGCAACCUUGCACAGAUUCGGGAAACAUACUGUUGCAAGCAGUUCAAGACCUUCAAGCCUAAGAGCCUUCAAGUAAGGAAACAUGGCAGGACCAUAUUUCUAGAGCAGUUUAUCCUCAACAUCCAUAAAUUUCUUUAUCUCAUGACCAACUCCCAGUAGAAAGCUUGUGUGAGACAUGCCUUCAUGCCUUCAUGGACAAAGGACUUAAUAGUGAUGUAGGGAGUCAUUUCAGCAAAUGACGCAACUCAUUUUACUUGGGCUACAAAUGCGCGUCCGGUAGGUCCAACUCUCGCAUGUUCUUGGAUGUCUGGUAAACCCCGUAGCAGACUUACAUCUCAUCCUCUGCUGGAGAGUGAUGAAGCUGCCUCUGUAAAGUUCAGUGAGGUGUACAAGUCGAUAAUGUGUGGUGUAACUCCGGGCCGGACUAUAGCAAACAUAGCAUUGAACCUCCUUUGGAUUUGCUCAACAGGAUUUUGCUGAGGCUUUCUUACUAAAUGGUACAUUAAAGACAACGCCGCUUUAAUGUUCUUGUACUUCCCUUCACCAGUCACCUCAAUGUUGUCCACUAUCCAUGGGGCUAGGUUACCAUCUUGACUUGGAAGGCCUCUUGUUUCCAUGAUGUACUCACGAAUCUGGGGAGCUGCAUCGUACAAUUGGGGAAAGGUUGCUAGAAGUAGUGACAGCAUGGCUGCUGGGACACCACCUAGAAUCCGCUGAAUAACCCGCAUUGCACUUGCUAGUACGGUCAUAGCUGACAGGAUGACCAGUCUAGGAGGGGCAAUAGCCAGAAGCUGAAGGCUACCACCGGGUAUUUCCAUAGAAUCUGCCAUUGUGUACUUGUAUAGCUCUUUAUAUCAUUCAUUCUUACAAUUCAAUCACAAGAGGUGAUUUUUAAUAAACCAAAUAGCAAAAGGAAGUAUCUCCACAGGGUAGUGACUUGGUGUCUCUUCCAGGCUGGAAGAGGGAGCUGCUUCGGAAGCUCUGGCCCAGGGUUUCAGCUACUGACUUGACCACAGCACUGAAAUCCAGGGGAUGCAUGUGGCCUGGCUCCAGAUGUGCAUUAUUUUUGUACCAGAAUGUCAUGUUUGUGUGCCCAUCCGGGCUCAUUCCACAAUCCAGCAUUAAAGCCAAGGCUGUCUGUACACACACAGGCUGCACUUGUGGAUUUUUUAAGGGUCCUUCUAAUUUCCAACAGUAAAACAGAAUCCUGUCUUCACCAAGAAUCAGAAGGUUAUUUAUUAUCUGGGGAAUGCAGAGAUUUUAAUCCUUCUACCUUUCUCUAUAAAACAGAGCCAGAAAUAACUAUUGUGCCUAAAACUUUCAUUUUUAAAAACAAGUGCCAUUAAUAUGGAAUUUCUACGUAGAAGCCUAGAACAAAAACUUGAGAGAUACCUGAUGUGUGCAAAAUCUAAAAGAAAAAAUGAAAUAGAAGAGAAAAAAAAAACACAGUACUUGAACAUUUAAUGUUCCGCUUUUGAAUGGCUUCUUGCUCAAAACUUUUAUUUUCAUGUCUCUAAUAAAGGAGAUUAUUGGAAAACUGUGAGUGAGGAGACAGGUUAUACAGAAUUUUUACUUCAGAAAAAAGAAAAGCUGUAGCUGAAACCCUGGGUUUUUAAGACGUUUACAAUGUAAAAUCAUGUAUUAACGUACUUUAUUAAAUUACCACCUUCACCAAUUAUUCUCCAAGUCAAGAGCGACAGUUUCUUCCUUAGGUUUGGGGUGGGGAAAGGGGAGGGUCGUUGUAAUGAAGUGCACAGAACAGUGAGAGCCCCCAGCCUUACGGCAGGACUGGGAUCCUGCUGCGAACCUCUGCCCUCUGCGGGGUUGACGAUCUUACACUGGCUCCAUACUAGUAAAAGAUAUCCGGUGAUGAGGAACUAGUGUCUUAACUCUGCUAGCUGACUGUGUCUUUAGUGAAAAGAACUCAGCUACCAAAUUGCUUCUUUUUCAAUACCACAAAUCCUAAUUAGAAACUUGAGAUUUUAUAGGAACUAAUAAGAUAGAAAUUAAAUAUAUGAAUUAAUGUGUCUUCAAGUAUUUGAAAUUAUAAUUUACUGUCCCCUUCCCUAUCAAAUUAACAUGUAGAAGUUUCUGUGAAAGCACCUCACAGAAAGAGUGGAAACUCUUGUCAACUGGCACUCUCCUUGAUUGCUAUAUUUUAAAUUCUCUUUGAACCCAGUUAAAGUGUAUUUUAUGAGUAAUCUUACUAGAAUCUCUUCAUAGUAUCCCAGUUGGGAUGAGCUAUUUGCUUGUUUUCACUGUUCUAAACUUGGGAAGCAGCAGAGUAUAUGUAACUAGACCACAUAUUCAUUUUUAUUGCCUCUCUUUUCUCUUUUAAAACAGAAACAAAUUUGUGGACUGAUAGGGAAGCAAUAUGUGAGUCACAGUUAGCAGAGGCAGAUCA